Paramecium tetraurelia is the source of this 1554-nucleotide messenger RNA. RefSeq lists its product as uncharacterized. The record is from RefSeq and is a predicted model, not a curated record. Gene Ontology annotation, molecular function: poly(ADP-ribose) glycohydrolase activity. Gene Ontology annotation, cellular component: cytoplasm; nucleus. The transcript has 4 exons. Gene Ontology annotation, biological process: nucleotide-sugar metabolic process; regulation of DNA repair; carbohydrate metabolic process. NCBI's taxonomy places the organism in Eukaryota, Ciliophora, Oligohymenophorea, Peniculida, Parameciidae.
AUGCAAUUAAGGAUUAAAGCAAAUAGAAAGGAGUACUUUGACUUCUCAAAUAUAUCGAAUGUGAGGAAUAAUCAUUUAUAUGUAGGAUAAACAGUUUACGAUUACCACCUCAAACUAAUUAGUUCUAUUAAUGAAUUUAUUGCAAAAUAAAAACAAACCAAUAUCAAAGACAAUGGGAAAAAAUACAAUUAUUAGGAAGAAAGAUCCAGCUUACAAAAUUAAUAAUAAUAAGGAAACAAUUAAGAAAAACCCUUUAUAGAAAAAAAGAUUGAAUUUACUCGAAAAGAGGUCUUUGUUUUAUUAUUAAUGAUGUAUUCGAAUAUUUUAGAGAAGGAUAAUCAAAACAUGAAAGGAUUUUAUCAGAUUAAUAUGGAAUUAAUAAAAUAGAGUUAAUCAAAAUAAUCUUAGGAAAAACUCAAGUGUAUUCAUUCUUACUUUAUUAAUUUUUACCACAGAAUUUUAAAGUAAAAUGAUGGAGUAAGCAAUGAUUAUAAUUUGAAUUCAAAUGAAAUUCAAAGGCAAAUUUAAAAUCUUGAAAAAGAGAUUUAGGAAGAACAACAUCAACAUGAUAAAAAAAUAGAAUAAUUAAAUUAAAGGAUCCAAAUGAUUCUUAGAUAAUUUAUAAACAAUAACCCAAAGGAAUAUUCAGAAAUGUAGUAAUAAGAUGAAUUGGUUACUUUUAUUAGAAGAACUGAGUUUCGAAAUUAUAAAGAAAUAUACAAUGAUUAACAGUGUCCUUUGAGUUAGUUUCAAAAGAAUAAAGGAAGGUGUGAGGAUUAUGAAAAUUCAAUUUUAGUGAAUUUUGCGGAUAAAAAUGUAGGUGGUUUAAGUUUAGAUUCGUUAAACAUAGCUUAAGAGGAAGUUUUGAUGUUAACACAUCCUGAAGCACUUAUAAGCAUGUUAUUUAUGGAACCUAUGAAUGACAAUGAAGCCAUUCUCAUUAAGAAUCUAAUUAAAUUUAAUGAUUAUGAUGGAUAUGGAUAAACUUUUAGAUAAAAGGAGGAAGAUUAUUUUAAAUGGAAUUCUAACUCUUCCUUAAAACAAAAUAAUGAGUUUUCUCAAAGACAACAAGAUUUAAACAAAUAAAAUGACGCUCACAAUAAGAAAAUUAUCACAAAUCAUAUCUUAUGUAUGGAUGCAAUAUUCUAUUCAAAUUGGCAAAUUUAAUUUGAUGAAAAGUAUAUUAAUAGAGAAUUGGUGAAGAGUUACAUUGCCUUUUCCUUGGCUCUCGAUCACACAGAUAGUAAAUAUGUUUCUACUGGUAAAUGGGGUUGUGGGAUUUUUAAUGGGGAUAUUUAAUUAAAGUUUUUAAUCUAAUUGCUUGCAUUCUCAAAGGCUUAUUAGGAUAGUUAGUACAGGAAUGAGGAUUUCAAAAAUAAGACAGAAAAAUACAUAAGUUUUAGUUCUUUUCAUGAUGGUAAAUUUGAAUCUUUAAUUUAAUAAUACUAUUAAGCCUAAACCGAAUAAAAAUAAAACAUAACAAAAAUUAAUUAUGUGAUUGAAACCUUAAAGGGUUAGUUCAAACAAUAAAUUUCUAAGGGUUUUAAUAAAUGA